AUGCUUAGGAGUGGCAAACAAACUGGCGAGCUGACUAUAGACUCUACUAUUGGACCUCAAACUACUGGUGAAAUGAGCCCUAAUGAGAAGGUUAAAUCUAAAGAGCUUGUUGAUGCAUCAGAAAAAGAAGUUCCACAAAUUGUCACUCAUAUGCCUAAUGUCCGACCCUCGAAGUUAUCGACGCAACCAAAAGUGUCGGCGCAAUCAGAUGAGCUAUUGUUCAAGAAGAAGAAGCUUAGUGAUAUGGAAACUAUUGCACUCAUAGAGGGCUGCAGUGCUUUUUUGACUAAUAAAUUGCCCCCUAAAAUGAAAGAUCCUGCUUUAUGCGACUUGGGAGCUAGCAUCAACCUAAUGCCGCUAUCAACUUUCAGAAAGUUUGGAAUUGGUCACAUGAAACCUACUGUAGUGGCAUUGCAACUAGCUGAUCAAUCUUUGGCUCAACCUGAAGAGCAAAUCAAAGAUAUCUUAGUUCAUGUGGAUAAAUUUAUUUUUUCGGCUGAUUUUAUCAUACUUGACUACGAGGCAGGCAAGGAGGUUCCCGUAAUCUUGGGACGACCAUUUUUAGCCAUCAGGCGAACUCUUAUUGAUAUUUACAAAGGUGAACUGACCAUGCGACUUAAUGAUGAGCACGUUACCUUCAAUAUUUUCUAA
Molecule: messenger RNA, 651 nt
Organism: Gossypium raimondii (Peruvian cotton)
Lineage: Eukaryota; Viridiplantae; Streptophyta; Magnoliopsida; Malvales; Malvaceae
Exons: 3
Coding region: 1-651 (216 amino acids)
Source: RefSeq, a predicted model, not a curated record